AGCCCUGAUUUUCAGAUAGGCCCAAUACGAACUUGAAAUAGAAAUUUGAUUAGAAUGCCCAUGAUGAAAUAAUUUUUCCUGAUUUCUGUAUUUAAGGAAGGUACAACCUGGUUUUGUCCAGUUUUUGGAUAAUUUUGAUAGUAGUAAACAAAUCACCCGAGGAACAUAAUGCCGGAAAUAAAGAACGCAAAAGACGUGCGCCAGGCCUUUGUGGACUUCUUCGUGGGGAAGGAGCACACAUACUGGCACUCGUCCUCUGUGAUUCCCCUCGACGAUCCCACGUUGCUGUUCACGAAUGCCGGCAUGAAUCAGUUUAAACCGAUUUUUCUGGGCACCGUCGCUCCCAACAGCGACAUGUCCCGGCUGGUUCGUGCGGUGAACAGCCAGAAAUGCAUCCGCGCCGGCGGCAAACAUAACGAUCUGGACGAUGUGGGCAAAGACGUCUAUCAUCAUACGUUUUUUGAAAUGUUGGGAACGUGGUCAUUUGGAGAUUAUUUUAAGCAAGAAGCUUGUUCUUGGGCUUGGGAGUUCCUCACGGGUUAUUUAGGAUUGCCAAAAGACCGACUUUAUGUAACGUAUUUUGAAGGCAAAAAGGAACUGGGAUUAGAGCCCGAUAAUGAAUGUCGCGAUAUCUGGCUACAACUUGGGUUGCCUGCAGAUCGUGUGAUCCCGUUCAGCAUGAAGGAGAACUUUUGGGAAAUGGGUGAAACUGGUCCGUGUGGUCCCUGUUCCGAAAUUCACUUUGAUAGGAUUGGUAACCGGGAUGCAUCGCAGCUGGUUAACCGUGACGAUCCCGAUGUGUUGGAAAUCUGGAAUCUAGUCUUUAUCCAAUUCAACCGUGAGCCAGAUGGUUCGCUAUCGCCUUUGCCGAAAAAACAUAUCGAUACUGGAAUGGGUUUAGAGCGCUUGGUGUCUGUUAUUCAGAACAAGAGGUCCAACUAUGACACGGAUUUAUUCAUGCCGAUCUUCAAAGCCAUCGAAGCGGGUACUGGAACUCGUCCAUACUCUGGAAAAGUUGGCGCCGAAGAUACGGACAAGAUAGAUAUGGCUUAUCGCGUUGUCGGCGACCACAUCCGCACUCUUGUUAUUGCAUUGUCAGACGGCGGUCGUCCGGAUAACGUGGGUCGUGGUUAUGUGCUUCGCCGUAUACUGCGCCGCGCCAUCCGUUAUGCAUCCGAAAAACUGAAUGCCAAGCCAGGAUUUUUGGGAAGCUUGGUGGAAACUGUCAUCCAGCUCCUGGGUGAUGCCUUCCCGGAAGUGCGCAAAGACCCUGCGAUGGUUAAGUUAACAAUCGACAAUGAAGAGACACAAUUUCUUCGCACACUCACACGCGGUCGACGCCUUUUGGAGCGCACCAUCGGCCAGAUGGGUGACGGUAAAGUCUUACCCGGUGACAUUGCCUGGAAGCUGUAUGAUACUUACGGCUUCCCAAUUGAUCUGACCCAGCUUAUGGCUGAGGAGAAGGGUCUUUCUGUGGAUAUGUCCAGUUAUGAGGAGGCGAAACAGAAAGCUGUUCUAGUCUCGCAAGCCCAGAGUGUCGUGGGCAUUGCUAAAUUGGAUCUGGACGUACACGCUAUUGGUGCGCUGAAGGACAAGGGUGUUCCGGUGACGGAUGAGACCCCGAAGUAUGCGUAUACAUAUAAUAAUGGCGUGCCGGCCCCGCAAGUGCGGUAUCAGUUCUCGGAAGCCACCGCCACUGUGUUGGCCAUCCGAGUGGAGAAGGGCUUUGUUGAGGAAAUGCAGGGUGGAGAGUGUGGACUGAUUUUGGAUCGCAGUAAUUUCUAUGCAGAACAGGGUGGACAAAUCUUCGACGAGGGGUUUAUCGUUCGUUUGGGUGCUGACGGAAAUGAGGAUAACAGUACGGAAUUUCAAGUGAGCAAUGUCCAAGUGCGUGGCGGAUAUGUAUUGCAUACAGGAAAACUAGAUGGAGUAUUGAAAGUGGGCGACAAAGUCAAAUUGUUUAUUGAUGAAGAACGGAGAAAGCUGGUUAUGAACAACCACACAGGGACGCACAUUCUGAACUACGCUCUGCGAACCGUGCUGAGUGAAGAUGCCGAUCAACGCGGCUCAUUGGUAGCUCCGGACCGUUUGCGCUUUGAUUUUGCUGCCAAUGCUGCCAUGACGGUACCACAGAUUAAGAAAACAGAAGAGAUCGCCCAAGAUGUGAUUGGAAAGAACCAGGAAGUCUUUGCCAAAUUCGCUCCACUGGCACAAGCUAAAAGCGUGAAGGGACUUCGUGCCAUUUUUGACGAGACGUAUCCCGAUCCAGUGCGCAUUAUCAGUGUUGGUGUACCGGUUGAUGAAUUGCUGGCCAAUCCUGAAGCCGGUUACGGUUUUCAGACGUCUGUAGAAUUUUGUGGUGGCACCCACCUGCAGCGCAGUGGCCAUAUUGGUGACUUUGUAAUUGUCACCGAGGAGGCCAUCGCCAAGGGCAUCCGCCGUAUUGUGGCUUUGACGGGACCGGAAGCGCAAAAUGCUCUGCAACGUUCCAGCACCUACCGUGCUCGGGUAGACAAAAUCCGUGGAGCCAAGAGCUCUCAAUACGUUUACAGAACGUUAUUAGGAGAAUUGAAUGCCGUUUUUGAGGAGUUGGCCCGUUCGACCAUUCCAGUGUGGCAAAAAGAUGAAAUGCAGACGGAAUUGACUAACAUCAAAAAGGAGCUUGAUAAGAAAGAUAAAGAGUCGAAAGCAGAAAAGGCCCAGAAAGCUCUAGAACACGCUAAGGAUUUGGUCGGAAAGGAACCGGAUUCGAAGAUCAGGGUAUAUCGUUUGGACCUGGAUAGCAAUUCUAAGGCCUUGGAUGCGGCUGCCAAGCAAAUCCGAAGUGUGGCACCGGAUGCCGCUAUUAUGGUCUUCAGUGCUGACGAGGAUGAAGGAAAGCUGCUCGUUUUGUCGUCAGUAAGCGAGAAGGACGUGGCAAAGGGACUAAAGGCCAACGAAUGGGUGCAGCAAAUUAGUUCACUGAUUGGUGGAAAAGGUGGAGGCAAGGAAUUGUCCGCGCAGGCCACCGGAAGUAACGUGAAGGCUUUGAACCAGGCCAUGGAAAUGGCUAAGAAAUUUGCUGAAUUAAAACUGAAUGGAUCUUGAAUGAAAUUGAUUUUUUUUAAAUACAAUUUUGGGUUGUUAAUACAAGUAACUGGAAUUUUCUAGAUUCGGCGUAACUCGUUGCUUGUCUUUUACGAAAACAAUUUUUUUUAAUUUGCCAGACUUUUAUGUUGCUUUGUUCGUGCUGGACCGCGCAAUGUACUACUGUUCUCUCGCUGUACUCGGUGCACAAUCUUUGGUUAGCACAUUAAAACUACGGAUGUU
Molecule: messenger RNA, 3309 nt
Organism: Paramacrobiotus metropolitanus
Lineage: Eukaryota; Metazoa; Tardigrada; Eutardigrada; Parachela; Macrobiotidae
Product: alanine--tRNA ligase, cytoplasmic-like
Exons: 10
Coding region: 169-3087 (972 amino acids)
Biological process (GO): tRNA modification; alanyl-tRNA aminoacylation
Cellular component (GO): cytoplasm; mitochondrion
Molecular function (GO): amino acid binding; aminoacyl-tRNA deacylase activity; nucleic acid binding
Source: RefSeq, a predicted model, not a curated record